AUGAAGAAGGGCAAGUGGUCCAAGGAAGAAGACAAUCUGAUCAAAAACCACAUUGAGAAGUAUGGCAUUGGCUUUUGUUGGUGGAUCGCAGGGCUUCGGCGCUGCGGCCGGAGCUGCCGUUCAAGGUGGCUGAACUACCUCCGUCCGGGGCUGAAACACGGCAACUUCACGCCGGCGGAGGACAAGAUCAUCUGCGAGAUGUACAGAAAGAAAGGAAGCUGCUGGUCCGUCAUCGCCGCCGAGCUCCCCGGGAGGACGGACCUCGCCAUCAAGAACUACUGGAACAGCACGCUCAAAAAGCGGUUCCCCCGCCCCCGCGCGGCGAGGAGCCGCCGCCGCCGCCGCCGCACCGGCGGCACGAGCACGUCGUCCGACGCCACGAGCCUGGACCUCGCGCUGGUCGUCUAUGACGAGGAGAGCACUAGCGGCACGGCGCGGGACCUCCCGCUGGUCGUGUGCAACGAGGAGAACAGCGCCACCACGGCGCGGGACCUCCCGCUGGUCGCGUACAACGUCAACGAGGCGAGCGCCACGGCAGGGUCCUCGUCGAGCCACGCCGGCGUCGUCUCAGCCGGCUCGCCGGUGCAAGCGCGAGCCCAACCGACACCGCUGCCCGCCGACGCCGCGAACGAGGAGCCGAUCGCGGCGGUCCCGGUCAGCGGGCCUGUGAAGAUGGAACCGCGGACGCCGCCACCGCCCGCUGAUGAAACCAGCGAGGAGAUGGACGUGGGCUGCUGCCCCAUGUCUCCGCUCCCCCUGGGGCUCAUGGAGCUGCCGGAACUUCCUUGCAUCGCCUUGGAUCUGCCUCACAUUGCCGGUUUCGACGACAUCGAUAGCCUCCUCUCCUACUUUGACCACUGAUCUUAGCGUAGCAGCAACGAAAUGGGAUUAAGCCGAUUCAGGAGUAGCUGUAUUUAAGGUCAGAGUUUGACACUUACUGUAGUUGU
Messenger RNA from Triticum dicoccoides, 947 nucleotides. RefSeq names its product myb-related protein 308-like. The transcript is spliced from 3 exons. NCBI's taxonomy places the organism in Eukaryota, Viridiplantae, Streptophyta, Magnoliopsida, Poales, Poaceae. The coding region runs from base 1 to 861 and encodes 286 amino acids. The record is from RefSeq and is a predicted model, not a curated record.